UUGUAUCACCGCCGUCUAGUCGCCGUAUAGUUUAUUGAAGUGAGAGGGUAAAAAGAAUGGGGGACAAGAGGAAGAAGACGUUCAUGUUCAUACGUCUGGUCUCGGCUGCGGGAACAGGAUUCUUCUAUGUGAAGAGGAAGAGUAGCAAGGGUCUUCUUGAGAAGCUUGAGUUCCGCAAGUACGAUCCACGUGUCAACCGUCAUGUCCUCUUCACCGAGCAGAAGAUGAAGUGACUCUAUUCUCACAAUUAUUUUCCCUUUUCUUUUCUUGGUGAUUCAUUUUGCUUUCGAAUUCACUUAUAAAUCAAAGAACUUUGAAGUUUAGACUUUGUGAUUUUCAGUUUGAGGAAGGGAGAAUGGAUAAGAAGACCUCAGAUCAUAGUUUUCAUUUUUUUGAAUUUACUGAUGUUAUUUAACAAUGCAAUAAGUAUGUGGGAGGUUUAAAAGGCUUCAGACUGUAUAUUUAAUCCAACAAACUCAAUAAUGCAG
Molecule: messenger RNA, 488 nt
Organism: Eruca vesicaria subsp. sativa (arugula)
Lineage: Eukaryota; Viridiplantae; Streptophyta; Magnoliopsida; Brassicales; Brassicaceae
Source: the annotation of a GenBank genome assembly